AUGAAGCCUUAUAACCCUCCUUUGCCAUACCCUCAAAGAUUGCAGAAAGAAACCAAAGAUCAACAGUUUCCCAAGUUCCUAGAAGUCUUUAAGAAGUUGGAGAUCAAUAUUCCACUUGCUGAGACUCUAGAACAAAUGCCUCUAUAUGCAAAAUUCCUCAAAGAGCUCAUCAAUAAGAAAAGGAGCUGGAAUGAGAAGGAGAUAGUGAUCCUAACACAAGAAUGUAGUGCUGUCAUCCAAAUAGGUCUUCCUCCAAAGCUCAAAGAUCCAGGAAGCUUCAUCCUAUCCUGUACUAUAGGCAACAGAACAUUGGCCAAGGCUCUCUAUGACUUAGGAGCCAGCAUCAAUUUAAUGCCCCUCUCACUAAUGAAAAAGCUUACAAUAGAGGAAGUCAAGCCUACCAGGAUGUCACUCCAAAUGGCUGACAGAUCACUCAUGAUACCAAAUGGGGUUGUGAAAAGUUUAUUAGUGAAGAUUGGAUAA
Molecule: messenger RNA, 483 nt
Organism: Arachis ipaensis
Lineage: Eukaryota; Viridiplantae; Streptophyta; Magnoliopsida; Fabales; Fabaceae
Source: RefSeq, a predicted model, not a curated record